Molecule: messenger RNA, 1180 nt
Organism: Platichthys flesus (European flounder)
Lineage: Eukaryota; Metazoa; Chordata; Actinopteri; Pleuronectiformes; Pleuronectidae
Exons: 4
Coding region: 141-962 (273 amino acids)
Source: RefSeq, a predicted model, not a curated record
AGUACACAGUGUGUGGCGACUUUCACUUUCACCCGAAACUCCACCCAUUCUGCUGAAACAGAGAGUUUGAGAUUGUUCUGGACACGGAAGCAGCCUCCAGUCUCCACCGUUCAGACCGGAGAAGAGGAGCUGAGGUCAAAAUGACCACAAACAACCAGGGAGAGAAGAGAUUCGACCCCAGAGACACGACCCUGAAGUUCGUCAACCGGCCUGAUGACCUGGAUCCGAUGCCCCCAGAAGAAGGGGACCAGGGUCUCCGAGCAGAGAUGUCCUGCGGUCAUGCUGUCACCCCAGAGUCCCUCACCGGGUGGUGCCGCAGCCUCCUGGAUCAGGGCCAGUACAAGUUUAAGUGCCCCGCUUUGAUGGACGACACCGUAGAGCAGUGUAAUGAAGUGUGGUCCUAUCAGGAGGUGCGCAGGCUGGCAGUGCUGACCACUGAAGAGAUGGCGUACUUCGAAGAGAAGAUGGCCCGCCUGGCUGCCGUAAAAUACUGUGAAAUCAAAGAGUGUCCUGGCUGCAACACCUUUGUGGAGCGAGAGGACCUGACUAACCUCAGCGUGGUGUGCACAGUCUGCCAGGAAGACGAUGAGGAUCACUACGCCUUCUGCUGGCAGUGUCUGAAGAAGUGGAAAGGCCCGAUGCCGCGCUCCGACCGCUGCGACAACGACGGCUGCAUCAACCUCAACCUUGAGCUCCUCAAGAACUGCAAGGACACCAGUCUCCCUCAGGUGCAGGGCGUGGACAAGUGUCCCUCCAUCCGGGCCUGUCCCACCUGCGGUCAGCGUGUGGAGCACGACAGAACCGGCUGCAAGAACAUCAUCUGUCCUCGCUGCCAGGUGGAGUUCUGCUUCGUGUGCCUGAAGCUCACCAGCGAGUGUCUGAAGACGAGCUCCUACUUCAUCCCCUGCAAGGACGGCGUGGCUCCCAGACAGACCUCCAUACCCGUGUGGCACCACAACUAACAGGGUCCAGGAACACACACAUUCACUAUGCAGGGUGUGUGCUUGUUGUGUUUUUAGUGUUUGAUUUCACUCUGAGUUUUGACCAAUAUUUACUUAAUCUGAAAGAGCUAAGGAUAUCUACUGUAUUCUCCUACAAUGUUGUUCAUUACAAAUUGAAUUAAUCUCUGUUCACUGAUCAUUAACAACUGUAUCACUCAAUAAAGGUUCCUUCACCUGAA